UUCUUCCCCGUCCUCUCUCUGUUCAGAGCCUCACUUAGCAACUGAACUUUCCGGCCACUUUCACCGGAACCUAAAUUAUUUGAGUUCUCUGGCAAGGCUCUUCAAUGCCGCGCUUUGGGAAUUUCUAGUUCCUCAGAUCCGAACUUUCUUUAUAAGUUCCUCCCUCUUCUCGUCUUCUCCUCAAGCUCUUGGAGUCUGAAGCUUAAAGCCUCUGCUUUGAAGGAGAUUUCUACGGUCCUUUUGAAGCUUCAAUUUCUCCGAAGAAAAUACCAGAAAGAGAACCCUUUCUUUUGCUUUAAACUGCUUUUGAGUGUGUUCUCUAUGCUCCGAAUCUAACCAUUAAAGAAGUAAAGCAACUUCUUUUCUUCUUCGGCUGUGGUUUUACAGUGUUUUUAGCUCUUGAUGUUCGGCGUCCGUCAUUGUUUGUUCCGUUUCUAGCUCUAAAGCUUACAUGGGUUUGUAGUUUACUUGCCUUUUUUCUGGUUAAUUUUCUCGGAAGCAAAACAAUGCGAGCAAUGUCGAACUGGAAGUGGCUUUUUGGUGCGUUAUUUAUGUCUGUUUUAGUUUCUUCACAAUCCUUGAGAUCACUGAACCCGUCCUUGAGCGACGACGUUCUGGGGCUAAUUGUGUUCAAGGCGGACAUUCAAGAUCCACUAGGAAAGUUAACGUCUUGGAAUGAAGAUGAUGCUGUUCCUUGCAGCUGGAGAGGCGUCAAAUGCAACCCGAGAUCCAACCGGGUCACGGAGCUCAUUCUUGAUGGUUUUUCCCUCUCUGGUAGAAUUGGUCGUGGCCUUCUGCAGCUCCAGUUUCUACGGAAGCUCUCACUCUCAAAGAACAAUCUCACCGGAACUAUAAACCCCAAUCUCACGAUGCUCGAGUACCUUAGAACAGUAGAUGUAAGUGAGAAUAGCCUCUCUGGGUCGAUUUCAGACGAUUUUUUCAAGCAAUGCGGGUCUCUAAGAGUAAUUUCGCUAGCAAAGAAUCAGUUUAUGGGGAAGGUUCCAGGUAGCUUAAGUUCAUGUUCAACUCUAGUUGCUGUUAAUUUGUCUUCAAAUCAGUUUUCGGGUCCUUUACCCUCUGGAAUUUGGGAGUUGAAUGUGCUUAGAUCACUUGAUUUGUCUGAUAAUUUGUUGGACGGUGAGAUUCCAAAGGGGAUUGAAGCCGCAAAAAAUUUGCGGGCCAUCAAUCUGAGCAACAACCAGCUCACUGGGCGUGUUCCUGAUGGUAUUGGUAGUUGUUUGCUGUUGAGAUCUGUUGAUCUUAGUGAUAAUUCCCUCUCCGGGAACCUUCCACAGACAAUGCAGAAGCUUAGCUUGUGUAAGUACCUGAGCUUGAGCAAGAAUUCUUUUGAGGGUGAGGUGCCUAAGUGGAUAGGAGAAAUGAAAAGUCUUGAGAAAUUGGAUCUCUCUGGGAAUAGAUUUCUGGGUCAAAUUCCGACUUCCAUUGGAAAUCUUCAGUCACUGAAAGCAUUAGACUUUUCCGCAAAUGGUUUCACCGGGAGCUUGCCAAAGUCUAUAGAAAAUUGUGAGAACCUUUUGGCUUUAGAUUGUAGCCGCAAUUUACUUGCUGGUGAUCUUCCCGAAUGGGUUUUUUCAGAUGAUAAACUUAAGCUACAAGUUCUGGAUUUGUCAGGCAAUGGGUUUUCCGGUGUAAUGUUUCCUGCCAUUGGGUAUUCAAGCAGCUUGCAGUUGUUGAAUUUGUCUAGGAACUUUCUGGUGGGUACCAUUCCAUUGACAAUCGGAGAAAUGAAGGCCUUGAAUGUUUUUGACUUGAGUGACAAUCAGCUAAAUGGUAGCAUUCCUCUUGGAAUCGGUGGAGCUUAUUCUUUGCGGGAAUUGAGACUGGAGAGGAACAAACUAUCUGGGAAUAUUCCUGUUUCAAUUGGAAACUGUUCUGCAUUAACUUCUAUGAUCCUGUCUCAGAACGACUUUACUGGCCCAAUACCUGUAGCUUUGGCUGAACUUACAAACCUACAGAAUGUGGACUUGUCUUUUAACAAACUAACUGGCAGCCUUCCUAAGCAGCUGGCCAAUCUUGUCCACCUCGUUUCCUUCAACAUCUCUCAUAACAAUUUUCAGGGUGAAGUACCUGCUGGUGGUUUUUUUAACACCAUAUCACCUUUCUCAGUCUCUGGCAAUCCAUCUCUUUGUGGCGCUUUUGUUGAUAGGUCUUGCUCAGCUGUCCUUCCUAAACCCAUUGUUCUUAAUCCCAAUUCGUCUUCUGACUCCACUGCUGGCACAUUACCCACAAAUCCCAGUCAUAAGAGAAUUACCCUUAGCAUAUCUGCCCUCAUUGCCAUUGGUGCAGCUGCUGUCAUCGUCGUUGGUGUGAUUGCCAUCACUGUCCUUAAUCUCCGAGUUCGUUCAUCCACAUCUAGAUCUGCAGUAGCCAUCACAUUAUCAGCGGGAGAAGAUUUCAGCUGCUCCCCAACCACAGAUGCCAACUCUGGCAAGCUUGUAAUGUUCUCGGGUGAUCCUGACUUCAGCACUGGUGCACACACUCUCCUCAACAAGGACUGCGAGCUUGGGCGUGGUGGAUUUGGAGCUGUCUACCGGGCAGUUCUACGAGAUGGGCGUCCAGUUGCAAUCAAGAAACUAACUGUUUCAAGCCUUGUGAAAUCCCAGGAAGACUUUGAAAAGGAAGUUAAGAAACUCGGAAAAGUUGGGCACCCCAAUCUUGUGGCACUUGAAGGAUAUUACUGGACCACAUCAUUACAGCUCCUCAUAUAUGAAUUUGUCUCUGGUGGAAGUUUGUAUAAGCAUAUUCAUCAAGGAUCAGGUGGAAAUUUCCUUUCAUGGAAUGAAAGGUUCAAUAUAAUUCUUGGCACCGCAAAAAGCCUGGCUUAUUUGCACCAAUCAAACAUCGUCCACUACAACAUAAAAUCAUGCAAUGUUCUGAUUGACGGUUCAGGUGAACCCAAGCUAGGAGAUUAUGGUCUAGCUAGAUUGUUGCCAAUGCUGGAUCGUUAUGUAUUGAGCAGUAAGAUACAGAGUGCACUUGGCUACAUGGCGCCUGAAUUUGCCUGCAGAACGGUGAAGAUAACGGAGAAAUGUGAUGUGUAUGGUUUUGGUGUUCUGGUUCUUGAAGUGGUCACAGGUAAGAGGCCUGUUGAAUACAUGGAAGACGACGUGGUAGUGCUUUGUGACAUAGUCAGAGGAGCAUUGGAAGAAGGCAGGGUGGAAGACUGCGUUGACGGGAAGCUUGAGGGAAGUUUUCAGGCAGAGGAGGCAAUUCCGGUAAUCAAGUUAGGCUUAAUUUGCACUUCACAAGUACCAUCAAACCGGCCAGACAUGGCAGAGUGAAGGGUGAACUUGACAUGGGCAGUUGCACAGGCAUGGCUGUUCCAUAUACUUUUUGGUAGUUGUCAAAGAACAGAAAGGAUUUUCAACGGGUGUGUUAAGAGCAUGAGGACUGUCGAAAGAUUCUUAACACCUUCUUUAAGGUAGGUAAUUCUAAGUGCCAUAAUAGAUAUUAGGGCACCAUGGAAAAAGGGGAAGUUUUAAGUAAAGAAAGAACGAGCAAGUGCCUUAAAAACAACAGCAUGAUCUUGUACGUUGUUUGCCAAAGUCAACAUGGGUUCCUAGAAUCUUGUCUUGUCGGAAAGCAAACGUCGUCGUUGGUUUUUCUUCUCUCUAGUCUCUUAAAACGACGCCGCUCUCUGUCUCUGUCCCUCGUUUCUGAAUUUUGUUUUCCCUAGUCAGGAGGUGGAGCAUAAACCCUUCAAAACCUCGGCUCUACGAAAAGAGAAAUCCCCAAUUUUGUUAGUUGAAUGAUGUUCAAUUCUUCAAAUUAGGGUUUGUUUCUAUUGAAUUGUUUUCAAAUAAAUGUCAACGGAGGGGUAUCUUUGGUUUCUUCACA
This is a messenger RNA of Tripterygium wilfordii, 3858 nucleotides long. Its product is annotated as probable LRR receptor-like serine/threonine-protein kinase IRK. NCBI's taxonomy places the organism in Eukaryota, Viridiplantae, Streptophyta, Magnoliopsida, Celastrales, Celastraceae. Gene Ontology annotation, biological process: protein phosphorylation. Bases 507 to 3302 code for a protein of 931 amino acids. The transcript has 3 exons. The record is from RefSeq and is a predicted model, not a curated record. Gene Ontology annotation, molecular function: ATP binding; protein binding; protein kinase activity.